Molecule: messenger RNA, 1288 nt
Organism: Funneliformis caledonium
Lineage: Eukaryota; Fungi; Glomeromycota; Glomeromycetes; Glomerales; Glomeraceae
Source: the annotation of a GenBank genome assembly
CAGGUUGCUCCGUAUUUCCUUAUAUGCCCUUAUUCCUUUCCAAAGUACUAUUGAUAAAUGAGGAACAAAUCGGUUUUUUGUUAUCGAUAACUCCUUUUGUUGAAUUUUUUAGUGCUGGAAUCUGGACUUUUUUGGCCGACAAAUUUUGCGCGCACAAAUCUAUACUUUUAACUUGUAUAUCUUUCGCUACUUGCACUACGAUUAGUUAUCCAUUAACUGGAAAAGUUAUUGGCUUUGAAGGACUUUUGCUCUCUUUUCUCUUUUGUGCUUUAUUCAAUGGAGGAAUUGCUCCUUUAAUCGAUAAUUUCACAAUAGCAACAUUAAAAAAAGAUGGGAAACAGGUAGAAUAUGGUCGACAGUUAAUAUAUUGUAUGCCUUCGGUUAGCGCCUUUGGGGAACUUUGUCUUGUGGUUUAUUUGCUUCGGUUUCAGAUGGGAGCGUUCGCUGGGCUUAUAAUUAGUACAUCCACGAAUAAUUUUAAUUAUUAUCAAAAAAUUAAUCAAAACAUACCUUUAAACAAUGAUGAUGAUUUAGAAUUAGAUUUGUUUGUCAAGGAUAAUAUUAUAGAUAAUGAUACAAAUACUGAGGCCGAUCUCGGAACGGAAAAUAGUACUAAGAAAUCAAUAACUAUCCUGAAUUCGACUUCAAUAUUGUUACAGUUACUCGAAAAUCCCAAGUUUUUAUUCUUUCUAUUUAUCACUCUUUUAAUUGCAAUAGUCAAGUCAGUAUGUGGCAUUUAUCUCUUCUUAUAUCUUUCAGAAACUUUUCAUGCUAGUGGAACUUUGAUGGGACUGUGCAAUUUCAUGGGAAUAUCUUUAGAGAUUAUAUGUUUUAAUUAUGCCAAAGAAUUUUUGAAAUUAUUAGGACCUCGAAACAUGAUUAUUGUUGGUCAACUUGCCCUCAUUAUUAGAGUUGGUUUAUAUGGAUUUCUUGAAAAGAAAAUGAAAUCAUGGAUGGCCCUACCUAUAGAAUUGCUACAAGGGGUUAUGUACGCAUUAAUAUGGACAGCCGGGGUAGAAAUUACCAGCAACUUUGCUCCAAAUUCUUUACAAGCGACAUACCUUGGUAUUUAUUAUGGAAUUUUUCAAUUAUCUUCUGGAAUCGGAGCAAUUAUUGGUGCCGUUAUCUUUUCUAGAAGUCCUACUUUAAUGUUUCAGAUUAUGACUGCAUUGGCAAUAUUUGCUUUGAUUCUAUACAUAAUGGGCGAGAUGUUUAUAUUUAAAUAUAAUAAGUAUAAGUAUUCAAUGCUUGAUAACGAUCAAUCUAGAAUAGGACAGGAAGAAUUGCG